Seminavis robusta is the source of this 258-nucleotide messenger RNA. NCBI's taxonomy places the organism in Eukaryota, Bacillariophyta, Bacillariophyceae, Naviculales, Naviculaceae. The record is from the annotation of a GenBank genome assembly.
AUGACAUUUGGCAAGCUGAUCACCAAUAAGACCGUGCUGAAUGGAUUGACUCCAGCGCUCAGCUCCUUUGCGGUUGUCAAACCAACAGCUGUUGGAAAGGCAGCCAAUUUCAUUAGCAAGCCAGCUGCAUCGGUAAAGGCAGUGGGGAAAAUGCAGGGUACUUUCUCGGCAGAUUUGGCAGCUUUCCCAAAGCCAACCAAUUGGAGUGCCAUGUCCAAGCCCCAAGCAGUGUUCUUACGAAAAAACUAUAAGUUUUAG